Hyalella azteca is the source of this 1878-nucleotide messenger RNA. Its product is annotated as FUN14 domain-containing protein 1-like. The record is from RefSeq and is a predicted model, not a curated record. The coding region runs from base 49 to 642 and encodes 197 amino acids. Lineage: Eukaryota; Metazoa; Arthropoda; Malacostraca; Amphipoda; Hyalellidae. Gene Ontology annotation, cellular component: mitochondrial outer membrane. The transcript has 4 exons. Gene Ontology annotation, biological process: autophagy of mitochondrion.
AAUUGUGUUUGUUGUUUGUUUCAGAACUUGAGUGUUAUACUUGGAAUAAUGAGUAAAGCAGGCAAGAAGAAAGAUUCUUCAGAGAUUGAUGAAAUUGACAUUCGAGGAACAGCUCAGAAUGUUAUGUCACGCUUCCAGAAAGCCUGUAAAGAUAUUGCUAAGGAACCUGUUGCCAAACAGGCUGUAAUUGGUGGAGCUUCUGGAUGGGUUGUGGGUUACCUCUCCAUGAAGAUUGGCAAGGCUGCUGCCACUGUUGUGGGUGGGGGGCUGAUCCUUAUGCAACUUGCAUCCCACCAAGGCUACAUUACAAUUGACUGGCGACGCGUCAACAAGGACCUCGAGAAAAAUGCCAAGAAGCUGCAGAAAGAAGUGGAGAUGCAAGUUAAUGGCAAUAAAGCCCAAAGUAGUGUGAGCAGGGGUGAGCGAGCCUUUAACCGCACUGUGGAGAAAAUCGAGAAGAAGCUCGUGGCAAAGUCUGAAGAUCUUAUGAGCUCAGGAGAGGGCUGGCUGAGACGGCAGUGUCGCAAGUACUGCCUCACUCAAGACGAGCGCACCAUAGACCUGCUCUACAAUAUCAACGUCUACCUUAUUUCUUUCUGGGCCGGUGCUGUCGUUGGCAAGGCAACUGGGGGAGUUUUUUAAAUUGACUCAGCUUUACUCGGAAUUUUAUCCCUAGAUAUUGCAAUUGGGUACCGUUCCUUGUGCUGUAAUAGCGUAGAGCGUUUUUCCGUACCGUAUCUCCUGGUAUUUAGUCAAUAAUCUCCCCGUUAGAGAAAUAUUAUUACUGGGUUCAGUCAUUAUUACUUCAUCUUUCAUUUAUGUCACCAGCAGAGAAAUGUUAAUGUUCUUCUCAAUAUCUUUUCGUGUACAAAUUCAGCCAUUUAUUGGUUAUUCAUAUCUAUUUAGUGCCAGUGAUAAACGUACACAAAAAAGUCAUUUCAUUGUCAACUCGCUUCGUAACUUGAGAAAAUUUUUUAGUGUAUUAUGUUGAAGAGACAAGAAUCAAUAGUUGAGCGAAUUUUAAAUUUUAUUUAAUUUACAAUGCAUUUCUGACAUUCUAGUCUUCACUCCUUCGAGCUAGUAAGAUGAACCACGUUUCCUUGAAUUUCUAAAAAAAAAUUCACCAAGAAAAGUGAAUCUGCUUUAGCAGAAACAGCAUCUCUUCGAUCAGCCUGCUUAGUACAAUUCCUUUGCUCUUAACCUGGUGAUCGCGAGAAUGUUUCCCUGCUGCUCCUGAGGAGUUCCGUUGGAGGACACACUCAAAAUUAUUUCUUUCCGUCACCAUUAUUCAACUAGAUAUUAUUGAAAUUUAUAGGCUACAUAUUAGUUAUUGUAUUCGCAAUUCUAUAUGUUCCAAUCGUGAUUUGUGGCGAAAUAUAUAAUUUGAAAUGAUACCUUAUUGAUUAUAAAAAGAGAAGUUAGGAAAGUAUUUUUCUCGUUUGAAGAAUGUCGAUUAGUCACUUUAGCUACUAUUUCGUGGCAUGAAAAAUCACGAGGCUCGGCAAUUUGGUAAUAACUUGAUUAAUUAUGUAGCUAAAUUGUGAAUAUGAAUCUAAAUUUAUGAGCUAAAUAUGAAUAUGAAUCUAAAUUGUGUAACAGUUUUUUUCAUAUCUGUAUUCCAAAGAUUGUAUUAAUGCCAGGUGUUUAAUUUCUGGGCUGCAAGAUGAAAAUGGCUGUGUUUAAUUUAGGGAAGGUGUCGUAUUUUCCAGCGCAUGCUCUAAAACUUAUCGCUGUAGGCUCAUGAAAAAGCUCGUUGUUGGUCGAUUCCUGAUGCCGUCGAGUUUUCUUCAUAAUACUUACGUGUACAUAAUGUGUUCUUAAUCGUAUGCUCUAGCACUGAUGUGUAUCAUGUUGUGCAAUAACAUACCAUCAAAAUUU